AUGGAUAAAAAGCUGCAGGGGAGGCCAACGCAAAUCAGUAUAGUCACAUCUGUCCUGUCACAGCAAUUGGAUCGGAAGUGGACACAUGGUGUAAGUCACCUCGAUCAGCAGGAAGGUCAGACUCUAAACAAGACUGCCCUUAUUGUUGACUGGAUUCAAUGCUACCUAGAGUUUCAAAGGUUUUCCUUUACCAGUCUCCCGGGGCUUACUCAAGUGCUCCAGACUCCAGAGUUGAAUUUGCCUCUGACUUGGUCGUUCCUUCCUUCUGCCGUGGGUCCCCCUACAGAAGAAACCAGGCCUGGGACAGGAGGGCCACCAUUGGCUAUACUUUCCAGAUGGAGGAAAGCGAGCUCAGAGCCGUCACAGAACUCAGAAGAUCGCACAGAACCAGAGGGUCCGGCCUGGAAACGCGACCGGGCUCGGGGACACAGGGGAGGGGUCCCACUCCUGUCCUCGGCUGAACUGCAGUCACUAAACUCACCGAGAUGCUCCCGGAAACCGAACUUGAGACGACCUGGAAGUCUUGCCCUUCUCAACCUGGCCCGUUGUCAGAUCUGGAACCUCCGAGGGGCAGGGGAGAGGCUGUGCGGUGACAAAGAAAAGCGACGGGUCGCUUGUUAUAAUUCGGGGGAGGAAAUCAAGCCCCAGCACUGUGCACUCACUGCAGGUUCUCAAAUGUUUCUCAGGGCAGUUUUUCUUUUUCCAUUCGUGGUUUUCCGGCCACGGUCAGAGGAGCCGUGCCCUUAGUUACGAUGCCGAAACUUCUCACUUCUCCAUUCCCGGGGCUUCCUCCUGGGUGACCAGCUGGCUGACAGCUGGCGAGCUCUCUGCGGACCUGAGAAGUCACUCCAGGCAGGAGGUGUCACCGGAUUUCAGGGUGCUCUGUCUCUGGGGAGGCCGCAGGGCCCCGAGGCCCCUGGCCCUUCUGGGUCUGCCCAGCCCUCCCGUGAGGAUGCCAGCCUGCCUGCCCCUGGAGUCGCAAACUCAGUAAACAGACCGCUGAUCGUUGCCAAACGCGUGAAUCAGGGAAGGAUGGAUAUACUGACAGAGGAGAUGUUGGUUUUCCUCCAAAAAUGAGUGAACUAUUUGGGAAACUGAAUGAAAACUAGAUCUCUCCGGGGCGCCUGGUGGCUCCGUCAGAUGAGCGUCCGACGUGGGCUCAGGUCGUGAUCUCGCGGUUCAUGGGUUCGAGCCCCGCGUCAGGCUCUGUGCUGACAGCUCAGAGCCUGGAACCUACUGUGGAUUCUGUGUCUCCCUCUCUCUCUCUGUCCCUCCCCCGCUCAUGCUCUGUCUCUCAAAAUUAAAGGAACGUUUAAAAAAAUUAAAAAAAAAAAAUCGGAUCUCUGCCCUAGGUCGUGGAAUGAGCCAGACCUCAGAGCCGCCCAAGGCGCCGAGAGGAGCGAAUGCCACACUCCCUCCCCGUUUGUGGGGGAGGCAAAAUAAAAGCAGUGCUGAACAGACAGGCAGCUCCAGGAGGGCCUGAUGCUCAUAAAGAAUAUCACGUUCAUCGCCCCUCCCGCAGUCUUGUCCUUUUUGUUGGACGAAGCCAUCGAGGUUAUCGGUCAAGUUGCCUUUCUGAUUUCCAGCUUCGGUCUCCAGGGUCUGAUAUUAAGUGCCUUGCCAGCCUCCUAAAAAUAAAAGUCCCAAACUGUUUUUCAGCUUCUAGCUAAAGGCCUCCACUCCGCUCCCAUCAUUUGUUUUCCUAACCUAGAGUCACACGCUAAAAGCAUGUCGCACGGCCAUCUGCGCACAUCUGUAACGGGGCAGCACAGGGGCCUAAUUUCUACCUUCACGAAUAUGCACCUUGAACCCUGUAAUGCGGGGAGACCUUAUUUUGCUGAAGAGCUGGCUCCCCUCCAGGUAGAGUGAGCCCACAGGCACACCUCCAACCAAGUCGGUCUCAUGAAAGGCUGCGGAAUGAAGGAGGUCUGAGCACGGUAUCCGUGUGACGUGAGAGGGAGAAGGGAAGGGGGGCUUGUAAAAAAAAAAAAGGCACCCCCUGCCUUCCCAUUCAGCAUCUGUCUCCAUGAUCUGCCUGCAGAAUAUUCUGCACAGAGAGGCGUGGAAGUCUGGACAGUUCAGUAAACUUUGCACACAUGUCCGAAAUAUGCAGAAAUGCACUUU
Molecule: messenger RNA, 2124 nt
Organism: Prionailurus viverrinus (fishing cat)
Lineage: Eukaryota; Metazoa; Chordata; Mammalia; Carnivora; Felidae
Exons: 4
Coding region: 1-747 (248 amino acids)
Source: RefSeq, a predicted model, not a curated record